Molecule: messenger RNA, 726 nt
Organism: Sungouiella intermedia
Lineage: Eukaryota; Fungi; Ascomycota; Pichiomycetes; Serinales; Metschnikowiaceae
Source: the annotation of a GenBank genome assembly
AUGUCUUCGUCUUUCAACCUUCUACGGAGAUGCUACUCGGUGGCUGCAUCUAUAGCUCAAUGUAGACUCUCUCCGGAAAAUUUUAAUGGUGUCCAUACAAAUUUUGGUUGGGUGCUCGUGCCAAAGACCCACGUUGCCAGAGGAUGGACACAGCCAAAGCUCAAUGAGUAUCUUUUACAGCAUAUCCAGCACGAUAAGCCCGACUUGAACGAGGUACAAUCAUUGGUGGACCAAUGGGCUGCUUCCGUGGACGCUUCAAGCAAGCCCGCAUCAAAGAAAAAAACUGCUGCUGAGGUUAGACACGAAGAAAGCUUGAAACUCUUCCUUCGCCAACUGAAAGAUGAAGCCGCAAAGGGAGAUCGAAAGAGGCAGCGGGUGGCGCGUGUAAGAAAGAACACUCUGAGUGGAGAAGUCACCUUCACGCAUGCAUGGAACUAUUUUAUGGCCAAACAAUACCCACUUCAGAAGCAUUUACCAGAAGCAGAAGCUAGAGCGAAAGUUGGGCUGAUGUGGCGUCUGAUGUCAAUGGACGAGAAGGAUGUUUAUAGAGAAGAGUACUCGCAGUUGCUUCAGCAGGGAAAGGACAUAUACCACGGCAAAAUUGUGGAUAGAGAGGUGAAGUUGAAGGCGGUGGAAAGACUCAAUUUGUCCAAGGAAAAAAGCUUAGCGAAGAAAUUGAAAAAGCUCGAGGAAACUCAGAAGGGCUUAGAUGUCCAAGAGAAUUAA